Tetranychus urticae (two-spotted spider mite) is the source of this 4104-nucleotide messenger RNA. RefSeq names its product GTPase regulator associated with FAK (gene Graf). The record is from RefSeq and is a predicted model, not a curated record. Gene Ontology annotation, cellular component: cytoplasm. Gene Ontology annotation, biological process: signal transduction. Gene Ontology annotation, molecular function: GTPase activator activity; protein binding. Lineage: Eukaryota; Metazoa; Arthropoda; Arachnida; Trombidiformes; Tetranychidae.
UAAAAAAUUGAAACUAGAGUUGAUUCUGAUGUUAUCGCGUCUUCAUUGAAUAUCUAUUGAACAGCAAAUUGGCGCUCAGUUUCCACAGUUUACAGUAAAACCGUAAGAUGGAAGCUCAACACUUUACGAGUCAAUUUUUGCUUUCAUGAAUAUCAACAUUUAACUGUUGCACUAAAUUGUUUAUAUCACUACAUAAAGUAAAUGAGCUGUUUGUCGGUUAAUUUAAGUGUUGUAAAUAAAUUUACCGUUGUUAUUGAAAGGCACAGGGAAAGUAAUCAAUACUGUUGAUCAAAUUAGAGCUUGAAAUCGUUUCAUGACAACUACUAACUUAUGAUAGCAACUUUACUUUCCAAUCCCAAGUUGAAAUGUGCGACUUAAGUGUGUUCCAAAUGCAUUCAGUAAAACCUCAUGUUGAUUAAAUGAUUCAUUAGGACAACAUUAUUUUAAAUCAGUGAGAAAAAUCGACCUUUUUCAACGAUAAUUGUGAUUGAACUCAAUGAUAAGUACAACUAAAGAUCACCGUCAUACUGAUACUCAUAUCGGUUAGAAAGGAGUCCCAGAUCCGAAUCUUGUUGUGAUUUCUAUUUAAACCACCAUGGGCUUGUUGCCAAUAGAGUUUACGGAUUGCCUCACGGAUUCACCAUAUUUUCGGGAAAAUUUACAUGCCCAUGAAAAAGAAUUGGACUUGACCUCACAACAAAUCAAAGGUUUAAUCAGAGAUGUCAACUAUCUUCUUCAAGCUGCAUCAGCUUUAUCCUCUGCUCAAAGGAAACUGGCUAAUAGUCUUAGCCAUUUUAAAUUCGAGUGCAUUGGAGGCUCACAAACAGAUGAUGAAAUCGUCAUUGCUCGAUCCUUAAAGGAAUUUGGCCGUUAUCUGAAUUCCAUCGAAGAUGAAAGAGAUCGCAUGCUUGAUAGAGCUUCUGCAACUUUUAUCAAACCCAUCGAGAAUUUCCGUCGUGACCACAUUGGUAGCGUCAAGGAAGGAAAGAAAAAAUUUGACAAAGAAACUGCAAAAUUUUGCCAAAGCUUGGAAAGGCAUUUGAACCUAUCUACAAAAAAAAGUGAAAAUCAUCUUCAAGAGGCUGAUGCUACCCUGUUAAUGGAGCAACGUCAUUUCAUUUCAGCAUCAUUGGAAUAUGUCUGUAAAUUACAAGAAGUCCAAGAGAGGAAGAAAUUUGAAUUUGUCGAAACUAUAUUGAGCUUUAUGUACGGUUGGUUAACAUUUUAUCACCAAGGCCACGAAGUAGCCCAAGAUUUCAAAUCAUUCAUGAGGGAUCUUCAAAUACGUCUUCAAAGAACCAGGGAAAACUAUGAAGCCACUCAAAAUGAAACUCAAAAUUUAAUGAAAAAGAUGCUUGAAGUCAGAAAAAAUAAACCUCAAGAUCCCGGUUCUUUAAAUAAAAUGUACACUAGAGAAGGCUAUUUAUUUCUUAUGGAGAAGAAGGCUUUCGGUACAACUUGGAUUAAAACUUUUUGUCAGUAUCAAAAGGAAUGUCGUCGAUUCACAAUGACUCCUUAUAAUCAAGUGGUUGGUAAAAUUGGCAACAAAGAGACUAUAACUCUGAAAGAGUGUAUUAGACGGAUGUCCGAUUCCAUUGAUAAAAGAUUUUGUUUUGAUAUAACACCGGUUGAUAAACCUGCAACCUAUACAUUCCAAGCAUUAUCCGAAGAAGAUAGGAAGUUAUGGCUUGAUGCCAUGGAUGGCAAAGAUCCAAUACAAUUGAAUAGCGUUACAAGUACACAAGGAGGAAAAGGUCAAAAUAAUGCACAACAGGAGCAGUAUCAAUUGGAUGAUUUAGGAUUUGCUUUUGUUCGAAAAUGUAUUCAAGUCAUUGAAUCUCGUGGCCUGGAAGAUCAAGGAUUAUACCGUGUUGGUGGUGUAAGCUCCAAAGUUACUAAAUUGAUGCAACUGGCGUUGGAUCGCAGAAAAUUGGCCAGUGACGGGGAGUUGAUGCUUGAAGUGGACAAUUCAGAUGAAUGGGAAAUUAGGACUGUGACUAGUGCAUUGAAAAAUUAUUUUCGUAACUUGCCCGAACCAUUGAUGAGUUUUAAAUUUCACAAUUUUUUUAUUGCUGCAGCAAAACAAGAAAAUAAGGAAAAAAGGACCGACGAUAUCCAUGAUCUAGUGCACCGUUUGCCUAAGCUUAACUUUGAUAUGUUACAUCUACUAAUGAUACAUUUAGCUAAGGUUGCUAAUAAUUCACAAAAGAAUCUUAUGAAUGUGUGCAAUUUAGGUGUUUGUUUUGGACCUACUCUUUUAAGGCCAGAAGAAGAAACCGUUGCAGCUAUCAUGGAUAUAAAAUUUGGUAAUGUUGUCGUAGAAAUUCUCAUUGAAAACUGUGAUAAGAUUUUUACCACUAAACCUGAUUUAAACAAAGACCAAGGAAUUUAUCAACAAUCUCAUUAUUCAAUUGCAUCUGUGCCUCCCAGUAUUAGUUACCCAUCAAUGCCAGAGAUGAUUGAUUCAACCAACAAUAGAGGAAACGAUAAUUUAUACAUGAGAGUAAAUGUCGCUCCUUAUCAUGAUCCAACCUCGGUUAAUCUUUCCGGAACUUAUGCCACUGUACCUUCAAGAGGUGGAUUAAUUUCCAGUUCAGUUCAUCGAAGUAGUAGUCAUGACCAAUUGUCCCAACAAGUACAAUAUAGACCAAUUGUUCGACCAACAAUGUUCAAUUCAAAUUCAACUUCUCAUCCUCCAUCUGCGAUCACAUCAUAUCCAUCUCAUCCAAAUGUGUACCAACAAACACCUCAUCGAUUACCCACCAUUUCAAAUCCUAAUGGACCUCAAGUCAAUCGAUCUGCCCGUCCUUUAGCAGUUUUCAAUCCUUGGAAUAGUCAACCAAAUAUAAUUCAACAUAAUUUGGAUAACAAUCCAAUAAAACCAAGACUUUCAUCAGCGUCGGAAGGUCAACACAACAUUUCGCUGGUAGGACCACAACCUCAAUCUAAUAGUCCACGUUCAUCACCUUCAUCUAAUACAUUGAUAUCAUCAUCUUUUAAUGCCUGUGGAAGUGGCGGUGGUAGUAUCAGUAGUAGUGUUGGUGGGGAGUUGAAACAAUCUGCGUCUCAACACUCAUUUAACAGCAACAAUUAUCCAUCCAAUUGUGGUUCAUCUCCUCAUAGCAAUAAUGAAACUCCAACUGGUCGUAAAGUUAGAACACUUUAUGCGUGUGUUGGGGAAAAUGCUUCCGAGUUAACCUUUGAACCAAACACUUUUAUAUUUAAUGUUCGUCCUUCUAGAGAACCAGGCUGGCUAGAAGGAACUUAUAAUGGUAAAGUUGGCCUGAUACCCGAAAACUAUGUUCAGUAUAUUGAUUAACUUUUUUGGCCACACAAGCUGUGUUACAAUUGUCCCGUUUCUUCCAUGGCCUCAACCAAAGAAUCGAUUGUAACCUAGCGAAGUUGUGGUUGACUCUGGUUUCAUCUCAUUCCUAGUUUAUUGCAAUUUAAGCCAAUUUUAAUGUUUGGAAUGAUUCGUCAAAAAAUGGUGAAUUAUCAAACAAAAGAAACAUCAAUCAAUCAACAAUUUAUUUCGCUAAAGAAAUUAAAUAUUGCAACUAAAAAAGACCAGAUCAUGAAAAAUUUAAUCAAUUUCAUUCCCUACGUUAAAAAAGGCUAAUUUGGAUGCCAUUUUUUUAUUUUUGCUAUAUGUAAAAGACCAAAAUUAUAGAUUUAUAUUUUGAUUUGAUUGUAAAAAACCAUUGUAUUCAAUCAAAUGGAAAAGAAGACAAGAGAACAAACGAUGAACAAUGGAGAGCCCAAAGGGAACUGCAAUUAAGUUUCACUGUUAAUGUCAUCACUUACAAAUUGUAUAGUUGAUCAUUUAAUCGAGCAUAUCGAUGCAUCUUCCAUCUCGAUCUCAUCUCUGUUUCCUGUUCAUAUUCAAAUCUACGGAUCAUCCUCAUUCCUCAAUUAUGAAUCAAAAAGUAACAAAUAAUAAAGAUACAAUACAAUCACAAAAUUGUCAAAGCAACAGCGAACCAACAAAUGAUUCAUAUAAAUAUUACUUGUUCAUGUUCCCGCUUUAAAACCAAACAACUCUGUAUAAAUGUACUUUAUUAAUAGCAAACUUUAAAUUUACAUAAACGAAAAUAUCAACAACUU